UUUCAUUCUUUUUCCCUCUCCAAACUCUCUCUCUCUCUCUCUGCGUAUGGUAGGCGCACCGCGUUCAUGUCUUUUCUCAGAGAUUCCGGACGCGUACGACCAAUCCAGUACUGCUUUGAAAAUUCGAUAAAAAAAAAACGUACUGCCCUGCUUUCUCAACAGGUCCUCCCACUCCUCAUUGCUCACUAAUUUGCUGGAAUCGACAAAUUAAAUAUUAAUAAUCGAAGAAGAAAUGAGGGGAUUUGCGAGGCAUGAACGUCGAUGGGCGUCGGACACCGUCCCCGACGGCGAGACCAAUGUAAGCGGCGGUUCCUCGCCGGGAACUGAUUCCGGCAUCUCUGCCGCAACGGCGGAGGAGUUCGUCGAGGUCACUCUCGAUCUGCAAGACGAUGACACUAUCAUUCUACGUAGUGUUGAACCUGCAACUUUAAUCAACGUCGACCAAGAGGUAUCUGUAGGAGGUACUGAAACUCCGGCGUCAGCAUCUCGCUCUCCAACGAUUCGGCGGAGCUCAUCGAAUCGGCUUCUACAGUUUUCUCAAGAAUUAAAAGCCGAAGCAGUGGCAAAAGCGAAGCAAUUUUCACAAGAGCUUAAAGCGGAGCUACGGAGAUUUCCGUGGAGUCAUGGACAUGCAUCACGUGCGCUUUCUUCGUCUUCGGCGUUGCAAAACGUCGUCGUCGUUGGAGGAAGUAGUGGUUUGGACUCUGCUCUGGCUGCUCGAGCAAUGCGUCGGCAACGAGCUCAGCUGGAUCGAACUCGUUCCGGUGCUCGGAAAGCUCUUCAAGGACUCAAAUUCAUCAGCAAUAGUAAAACUAGCAGUGUCGAUGCGUGGAACGAAGUUCAGGACAAUUUCAACAAACUUUCUAAGAACAAUUGUCUCUAUCGCGCCGAUUUCGCACAAUGCAUAGGAAUGAGAGAUUCCAAGGAAUUUGCGUUGGAAUUGUUUGACGCUCUGAGUAGAAGACGAAGAUUGCAGGUCGACAAGAUCAGCAGAGAUGAGCUGUAUGAAUACUGGUCCCAGAUCACCGAUCAGAGCUUUGAUUCUCGACUCCAGAUCUUCUUCGAUAUGGUGGAUAAGAAUGAAGACGGCCGAAUCACAGAAGAGGAGGUUAAAGAGAUUAUAAUGUUAAGUGCUUCUGCAAAUAAGUUAUCAAGAUUAAAGGAACAAGCGGAGGAAUAUGCAGCUUUGAUCAUGGAAGAGUUGGAUCCCGAAAGGCUUGGCUACAUUGAGUUAUGGCAGCUGGAAACACUACUGCUACAGAAGGACACGUAUGUUAACUACAGUCAAGCUCUAAGCUACACAAGCCAGGCUCUAAGCCAAAACCUAGCUGGCUUAAGAAAGAGAAGCCCAAUACGAAGAAUGAGCACAAAAUUGCUUUACUAUUUGGAAGAAAACUGGAAGAGACUUUGGGUUGUAAGCUUAUGGAUUUUGAUAAUGGCUGGGCUGUUUACUUGGAAAUUUUAUCAGUACAAACAGAAAAAUGCUUUCCAGGUCAUGGGUUACUGUCUCCCCACGGCUAAAGGUGCAGCUGAAACUCUGAAAUUCAACAUGGCUCUCAUAUUAUUGCCAGUGUGCAGGAACACCAUUACUUGGCUGAGGUCCACCAAGUUUGGUUGUUUUGUACCCUUUGACGACAAUAUCAACUUUCACAAGACAAUUGCUGCUGCCAUUGUUAUAGGCAUCAUACUCCACGCUGGGAAUCACCUUGCCUGCGAUUUCCCAAGGCUUAUAAAUGCAUCUGCAUCAGACUAUGAUCAGGACCUGAAAAAUGAUUUUGGUCACCAUAAACCCACGUACUUAGACCUUGUUCGAGGAAUUGAGGGCGUGACUGGAAUUCUAAUGGUGAUCUUCAUGGCUGUUGCUUUCACACUCGCAACGCGUUGGUUCAGGCGGAGCCUUAUUAAACUUCCCAAGCCUUUUGAUAGACUCACUGGCUUCAAUGCUUUUUGGUAUUCACACCACCUUUUUGUCAUUGUCUAUGCUUUGCUCAUCAUCCAUAGCCUCUUCCUCUAUUUUGUGCACAGAUGGUACCUUAAGACGACAUGGAUGUUUCUUGCUGUUCCAGUGCUCCUAUAUGCAGGGGAAAGGACCCUUAGGUUCUUCAGGUCUGGCUUGUACACUGUUCGGCUUCUGAAGGUUGCUAUUUAUCCAGGAAAUGUUCUAACGCUACAAAUGUCCAAGCCUUCCCAGUUUCGGUACAAGAGUGGACAGUACAUGUUCGUCCAGUGCCCAUCUGUUUCUCCAUUUGAGUGGCAUCCAUUUUCCAUUACCUCAGCUCCUGAAGAUGACUACCUUAGCAUUCACAUCCGGCAGCUAGGUGACUGGACACAGGAACUUAAGAGGGUAUUCUCAGAGGCAUGUGAGACUCCUGUUGCUGGGAAGAGUGGGCUGCUCAGGGCUGAUGAAACAACCAAGAAAAGUUUGCCAAAGCUCUUAAUAGAUGGACCUUAUGGUGCUCCAGCACAAGAUUAUCGGAAAUAUGAUGUACUGCUACUUGUUGGUCUUGGAAUAGGAGCAACACCUUUUAUCAGUAUUCUGAAAGAUUUGCUCAACAACAUUGUCAAAAUGGAGGAACAGGCAGAUGCAAUUUCAGAUAUGAGCAGGCACUCAGAUCAUAGUGUUGGGACUACUGAUUCUCCCUCUCUGAGUAAGGCAUCUCCAAAACGGAGAAAAACUCUGAAGACCACCAAUGCUUACUUCUACUGGGUGACGAGGGAGCAAGGCUCCUUUGAUUGGUUCAAAGGGGUCAUGAACGAAGUUGCCGAACUUGAUCAAAGGGGUGUAAUAGAAAUGCACAACUACUUGACCAGUGUUUAUGAGGAAGGGGAUGCCCGAUCCGCUCUUAUCACCAUGGUCCAAGCACUCAAUCAUGCUAAGAACGGGGUUGAUAUUGUAUCUGGCACAAGGGUGCGAACCCAUUUUGCAAGGCCAAACUGGAAGAAGGUUUUCUCGAAAACGUGUACGAAGCAUGCUAAUGCAAGAAUAGGAGUUUUCUAUUGUGGGGCACCAGUCUUGGCUAAAGAACUCGGCAAGCUUUGCUAUGAGUUUAAUCAAAAAGGUUCUACCAAAUUUGAAUUCCAUAAGGAGCAUUUUUAGAGGAUUGUGGGGGGUUCAUCUCUAACACCACCAUUAUUCACAAUAUCAAAACCACUUGGAGAAGAAAUAGGAAAUCAUGGAAAAGAAAAUAAAAAAGGCAGAGGUAGAAGCAUUGUACAGUUUUGACUAGGAAAGGGAAAAGUGUAUAGAAAAGUAAGCAUAUAUAUAUAUAUAUAUAUAUAU
Ilex paraguariensis (yerba mate) is the source of this 3280-nucleotide messenger RNA. The record is from the annotation of a GenBank genome assembly. Lineage: Eukaryota; Viridiplantae; Streptophyta; Magnoliopsida; Aquifoliales; Aquifoliaceae.